Molecule: messenger RNA, 1486 nt
Organism: Vollenhovia emeryi
Lineage: Eukaryota; Metazoa; Arthropoda; Insecta; Hymenoptera; Formicidae
Exons: 3
Coding region: 853-1383 (176 amino acids)
Source: RefSeq, a predicted model, not a curated record
UUCUAACAACAGACGUUUUAAAUGUGAUUUAGUACCUUGUGUUUCGAUUUGUUAAGUAGUUUUUUUUGCAUCGCAUCAGAAAUGGAAAAUAAAAGUGAGCAUUUCCGCCAUAGUUUGCUUUUUUAUUACCGUAAAGGUAAAACUGCAGUAGAAGCGAGAAAAACUUAUGUGCCGUUUACGGAGAGGAUGUGUUGAGUAAACGCCAGCGUCAAAAUUGUCGAAAUUUUGUUCUGGUAAUUUCAACUUGAAAGAUGUACCACCCGAGAGAUACCUGAGAGCGGCCACGUCGGCUUUUUUUUACUAGAUACCGUUUCAAGAGACUUCUCUUCGAUUUUUCCCAAAUAUUUGGGGAAAAAAACUAGAUUCUCCGAAUAUUUUCGUUGUCAUACAAUGUAUCAUACUUGAUCAUAUUUAGUAACGCAUAUUCCGUGGUAUCGUACGAAUGGUAGCACAAAGAAGUGAAUUGAUGAUUUCGACGCAUUUGACUGAAGUCAAAGAAGUCGAAGAAAUCUUUGUAAAAUAAUUAUAAGAAAAACCAAUUAAUUAAGAGUACACUUAUAUGUACGAUUUCUUACACCACGGUACAAUUAUUUCGUGCUUUCUUACAUGCGCCAAUCAGUCUGUCGGAAAUGAUCACAUGAUCAUUCGUACAUGUUUCUAUUUUCAAGUGAGAGAUUCUGUCUCUAACUUGUCUCCUUCAAUUCCAUUACUAACGAAAGUGACACGAGGAGCUAGAUUGUUCCCGAAAAUUCUAGACAGACAUAUGACGACCCUACGUGCAAGAUACAAGAAGAAGGAUCUUUCCGUCUAAAGACUCACUCUCAUUUGUAAAGUCGUCGAGCACAGAGGUGCAUGGAACACAAUAUGGAAAGUCAACCGCAAGGAAACGAUUCAAAAAUGACAACGGUUAGAUGGAUAGCUUUAAUUAUUAGAGAUUUAAGAUGCACGUGGCUAAAGCGAUAUUUCAGUUUCAUAAAUUGCAAGGCAAUCUGCAGACAGCCAAAAUGCAGUUGCACUAUUGAGCUAUUUCAAGGAGUAGGAUAUACCUUAAGGGAUCACCUGGAUGAAUGUCAUAAAAUUAAUAAAUAUUCAAGAAAUGUAUGUGAAGGAACUGAAGAUAACAUAGAUUGUAUGAACAAAUUAAUUGCUGCACUAGAACAACCUGUAGAUCGAGCAAAUCACUUUGUAACUCAAUCAAGUGAUGCCAGCCCAUGUUUAAAUGCAACAACACAACAAACUGGAGCUCAAGAAAGUGUUACCGAUUUAGAUUUAAAAGAAAUGAUAAAACAAGCUAUAGCUGAAGUACGUGAUGCUAGGUCACGUUUAGACACAAUUAUACAACAAUCAAUGGAUCAAGCAAGUGACGCCGGAGAUACUUCCUAACUGACGAUUCAAAUUUAGAUGCAAUAACGCAACAAACUAUAGAUCAAUCAACUGACGUGCUGCGUGCUUGUGAUGCCAGAGAUGCAACAAUACAACUUGUAGA